CUAUUUCAAUUUUAUCAACACCAUCAAAAGCCUUGUCUCUCACAGACACAAACACUCUCCUUCUCUCUCUCUCAAUCAGUGAAGUGAUGUCGUCGUCUUCGUUUCGAUCUCCGGCGGGCGCCGCCGCCACUAUGUUCUCGGCGGAUCAGAAAAUCAGGCUUGGGAGGCUCGACGUUUUGAGAUCUUCUCAUUCGGCUUUCUUAGGGAGAAAUCCACGUGGCGUCGUCUCGGUUCAUCCUUCCUCUUCCUCCUCGUCGAGUCCUUCCCCUAUCCAAGCCGUCUCCACGCCGGCGAAGUCUGAGACUACGACCAAGCGGAGUAAAGUGGAGAUAAUCAAGGAGAAGAGCAACUUCAUAAGGUAUCCACUCAACGAGGAGCUUUUAACGGAGGCUCCUAACGUCAACGAGUCCGCCGUGCAGCUCAUCAAGUUCCACGGGAGCUACCAGCAGUACAACAGAGAAGAGCGUGGCGGAAGAUCUUACUCCUUCAUGCUCCGCACCAAGAACCCUUCUGGCAAGGUCCCUAACCAGCUCUACUUGACUAUGGACGACUUGGCCGACGAGUUCGGAAUCGGAACGCUUCGUUUGACCACCAGGCAGACGUUUCAGCUCCACGGUGUUCUCAAGCAGAAUCUCAAGACCGUGAUGAGCUCGAUUAUUAGAAACAUGGGGAGCACUCUUGGUGCGUGUGGUGAUUUGAAUAGAAACGUUCUUGCUCCUGCGGCGCCUUAUGUGAAGAAAGACUAUCUCUUUGCUCAGGAGACGGCAGACAACAUUGCGGCUCUGCUUUCUCCUCAGUCGGGGUUUUAUUACGAUAUGUGGGUUGAUGGUGAGCAGUUUAUGACUGCUGAGCCUCCUGAGGUGGUGAAAGCUCGAAAUGAUAACUCCCAUGGAACUAACUUUGUCGACUCUCCUGAGCCCAUCUAUGGUACCCAGUUCUUGCCUAGGAAGUUCAAGGUCGCUGUAACUGUGCCUACAGAUAACUCCGUCGACCUCCUCACCAAUGACAUCGGCGCUGUCGUUGUUUCAGAUGAAAAUGGGGAACCACAGGGUUUCAAUCUUUAUGUUGGUGGCGGUAUGGGAAGAACACACAGAAUGGAGUCUACUUUUGCCCGCCUGGCAGAACCGCUAGGUUAUGUUCCAAAGGAGGAUAUUUUGUAUGCUGUGAAAGCCAUUGUAGUCACACAGCGAGAACACGGGAGAAGAGAUGAUCGUAAAUAUAGCAGAAUGAAGUAUUUGAUCAGCUCCUGGGGAAUCGAGAAAUUUAAAGGUGUUGUGGAGCAGUACUAUGGUAAAAAGUUUGAGCCUUCCCGUGAACUUCCAGAGUGGGAGUUCAAGAGUUACUUGGGAUGGCAUGAACAGGGAGAUGGUGCGUGGUUUUGUGGUCUUCACGUGGACAGUGGUCGUGUUGGAGGUAUAAUGAAGAAGACACUGAGAGAAGUAAUAGAGAAAUACAAAAUUGAUGUCCGCAUCACACCAAACCAGAACAUUGUGUUGUGUGAUAUAAAAACCGAAUGGAAGCGUCCGAUCACCACAGUGCUUGCUCAGGCCGGCUUGCUGCAACCUGAGUUUGUUGACCCACUAAACCAAACGGCAAUGGCUUGUCCAGCUUUUCCUCUGUGCCCUCUAGCGAUAACCGAGGCAGAGCGCGGAAUCCCCAGCAUUCUAAAGCGAGUUAGAGCAAUGUUUGAGAAGGUUGGUCUGGAGUACGAUGAAUCUGUUGUGAUAAGAGUAACCGGUUGUCCUAACGGCUGUGCAAGACCGUACAUGGCUGAGCUUGGUCUUGUAGGUGAUGGACCCAACAGCUAUCAGGUUUGGCUAGGAGGAACACCGAACCAGACACAGAUAGCCAGGAGUUUCAUGGAUAAGGUGAAGGUUCACGACUUUGAGAAAGUCUUCGAGCCAUUGUUUUAUCACUGGAAAGUCGAGAGACAAACUAAAGAAUCGUUUGGAGAAUUCACAACUCGCAUGGGAUUCGAGAAACUCAAGGAGCUAAUAGAUACGUAUAAAGGAGGUCCUCAGUAAGGAGGGAUCAGCUUUUGGUCUAUACAACUCUUGUGAUGGAGAAACUUGUUCUUCUUUUGUACCCGCUUUUUUUUUUUGUUUCCAAUAUCGCUUUGUCUUGUGUUGUAGACUUGUAUUAGCACAUCAAUAAGCAUCUCUUUUCAUUUUUCUCUUUUUACUCUCUUUAGUGUGAUUUGAUCUCCCUUCUUUUUAAAAAUGGCUUCUUCGCUC
Messenger RNA from Raphanus sativus (radish), 2234 nucleotides. RefSeq names its product assimilatory sulfite reductase (ferredoxin), chloroplastic. Gene Ontology annotation, cellular component: sulfite reductase complex (NADPH); chloroplast stroma. Gene Ontology annotation, biological process: sulfate assimilation. The record is from RefSeq and is a predicted model, not a curated record. The transcript is spliced from 8 exons. Gene Ontology annotation, molecular function: heme binding; sulfite reductase (ferredoxin) activity; 4 iron, 4 sulfur cluster binding. Bases 87 to 2024 code for a protein of 645 amino acids. Lineage: Eukaryota; Viridiplantae; Streptophyta; Magnoliopsida; Brassicales; Brassicaceae.